CUGCAAGCUCUCUUCUCUUCGGAUAUUUCUUGUUCUCUCUCCUCUCUCUCUCUACAACCUGCUCUCUCUCUCUCUCUCUCUCUCUAAAACCUGUGCUCGAUUGAUUCAUUUACCACGAUAAUCCUGCCUCUACGCGCGAGCCUCUCUCUCUAUCAAACACAAAACCCAUCCUUAACCCAUGGACGAAGGGGAAACACUGACCGCCAAUGGCUCAAACCCUAGAUGGCAACUGGACCAGGACCUAGACAACAUCUUCUACGACCCUGAAGAAGGCUACCCAUCUGUUCCAUUAAAGAAGGUCCCCUUUGGUGACAUCUUCGAAGCUUCUAGGGCUGGAGACCUUGAUCGCCUUCGCUACCUUCUUGAUUCGGGAGUUAACGUUAAUGGUCGUGAUUCUUGGGACUCUGUUUCUUUAUACUAUACUUGUUUAGCUGGACACUUAGAAGCUGCAAGGCUUCUGUUAGAGAGUGGAGCAAUUUGCUCUGAACACACCUUCGAUGGUGAUCGAUGCCAUUAUGCUGCUUUGAAUUUGAGGGUUAGGAAGCUUUUGAAGGCUUUUGAAGCUCGACCUCCUCCACUGCAACCUUUGCAGUCAGCUUUGAGGGAUACAUUCUUUGGAUGUGAGGCCAAUCGGGUGGGAAAUAAGGAGUUUGGAUCAAUUCGAGCAAUGGGUAAUCCUUCAUCUAGUGAUACAUCCAGCUAUUUCCCUCCUGAUGUGACGUUUUUUGUGCGGGGAAACCCUAUUGAAGCCCAUAGAGUGAUUCUAAGUGCUCGCUCGCCCCUUUUUAAGAAGAGAUUUGAGACUGAUUGGAGGGAUCGCAGGGUUGUGAGAUUUGCAAAGGAGAAGCUAUCUUAUCGUGCCUUGUACAGUCUCAUCCAUUUCUUCUACUCUGAUAGGCUUGAGGUUGCAGUUGAUGACAUGGAAGAUCUUGUGAGAAUUUGCAAAGUUUGUGAAUGCGAAGAGUUACAAAAAGUUCUUGACAAAGAAAUAAUCCAUCAAAAAUAUGCUGAGUACAAGUCUCUCAGGGAUAUAGAUGGUUCUCAGAAAAGGUUCAUUUUACAGGGUACUUCUCUCCCAGAAGAUGAUCGUCUCCCUGCCUCCUUGGAUCGUGUUCUUCAAAAAUCGCUAGCCAUUUCAAGUGGGGGUAUGGGAAUUGAAGAUACCCAGAGUGUAGUUAUAUCAUCUUCUCUCCGUGAAAGGGACAUGGGUAAUGAUCUAGCUGAUGUGUGUAUCAAAGUUGAAGGGAAAACUUUCCGAUGCCAUCAAGUUAUAUUGGCUUCACGGUCGGAAUAUUAUAAAGCAAGAUUGUACCGGAUGACUGGUUUUCUUGAAGGGAAAGAUGGGAUUCAUACCCAUUUUCUCCCCCAGCUCGAAGAACAUGAUCUAAGCGCAGACUCAUUUAAGAAGCUGAUUGAAUAUAUGUAUACUGAUGGUCUGAAGGAUAUAGAUCCAGAUCAGGCUGAAGAGAUGUUUGAUGCAGCUUCAAGAUAUUUGCUGUUUCCUCUCAAGCGUGCUGUGGCUGAUGCUCUCAUACCCCAUCUGGAAACGGCUUCAUCUGCAGAAUUGUGCCACUGGCUCAUUUUAUCUGACAUGUAUGGGGUGGGAAAGAUAAGAGAGUAUUGUCUCGAUACAAUGGCCUGUAAUUUUGAGUUGUUUGCUGAUACCCCAGAGUUCCGCUCCAUGCUUUUGACGAUUCCGCCCCCCUCAAGUGACUCCUCUCUUAGAACGACUCUUCCAAGUGCACCAGGAGGUAAUGCAAAAAAUUUAGACAUUGCCAAUAUUCUUGAUGAUCUUCGAGAGAAAUGGCUCGAGGCAGAAGCUGCUGAGCUUGACAAGAGAGAUGAGAGCGCAGCUUUAUUUGAUAAGCGUCUGGAGAUCCUCAUGCUUGUUGCUCAACAUGAAAAUCUUAACAUAAACAGUGAAGUUGGUGGCCAAGAAGAGCAUUAGUAAGUGGUACUUAACCUCAACUUUCAUGCCUUAACAUGGAGGCAUUCGUGUAUGUCUUUUUUAUGUAUCCACUCUGAGUUUCUUUCAUUGUUUUUUGGUCAUGAAUAGGCCUUUGUGUUUCCGCCUGUUUUUGGAUUUUGAGAAAGAGAGAGUCCAAAGCAAGCUACCAAAAUUUGCCAGAUCUUCUUGUUUUCUUAUUCAAUUGUCUGUAUGGAAUUAUGCUGUACUGUGAUGGAUUGUCACUAGAAAGGGGACCAGAAACCAAUUUGCUAGUGAAUUGUUCUUUCAUGAUUAGCAUUUUCUCUUCCUUUUUCUUUUUAAAUGAAAAAUACUACUGGUAUUAGUUAGUAUGAUUUCCUGUAUAUACCUGUAUAAACUAGAUGAUAUAUAAAAUGGCUCUUCAGA
Amborella trichopoda is the source of this 2353-nucleotide messenger RNA. NCBI's taxonomy places the organism in Eukaryota, Viridiplantae, Streptophyta, Magnoliopsida, Amborellales, Amborellaceae. The record is from RefSeq and is a predicted model, not a curated record.